Messenger RNA from Cynoglossus semilaevis (tongue sole), 2617 nucleotides. Its product is annotated as V-set domain-containing T-cell activation inhibitor 1. Gene Ontology annotation, cellular component: external side of plasma membrane. Bases 151 to 1083 code for a protein of 310 amino acids. NCBI's taxonomy places the organism in Eukaryota, Metazoa, Chordata, Actinopteri, Pleuronectiformes, Cynoglossidae. The record is from RefSeq and is a predicted model, not a curated record. The transcript is spliced from 8 exons. Gene Ontology annotation, biological process: cellular response to lipopolysaccharide; T cell costimulation; negative regulation of T cell proliferation.
AUGUUUGGAUCGUUGUAUGUUUAGUUUAGUCUCACUCCCCGCUGUCAUUAUGAAAGUGAAAGUACACCGAAGGUCUGUGUUCUGCCAACAGUCGAUGUCUCAGUACUUUCUGUGCCGUUGCUGAGAGAGGAGCUUGUGCGGUGAAUAAACAUGGACCCCACCUUCCUCGUCUUUAUUUUUACUGCGAUUGUGUGGAUUGCUGCUGCAGAUUUGUCAGAUGCUUUUGUAAGCGUUGCAUGUGAGUCUAAGCACGUGGGACAGUUGGGCCAAAAGACGCUGCUUAAAUGUGUUGUCGAAACCUCAAAAGUGGUCGUUGAUCCAAAAAUCGACAUGUUUUCCUGGACGAAAGAUGAAAAAAAAUUGCUGGUCUAUCAAAGUGGAAAAAUCACCAAGCAGGAACCAGGCUUUAGGCUGGCAGAUCCAUCCUGGAAUGAAAAGAACAUGGACGUGUCUCUUGUCAUCGAUAACACUUCGUUAGCAGAUGCUGGAACAUUUACAUGUGAAGUGAUUACUGACAGCGGCGAUGGCAAAGCCGUCACCAACCUCCAGGUCACAGCCAGGUACAAUAAACCAAUAAUUCACUCCAUCCCUGAGAAAUUCACUGGAGUGUCAGACAGCGUUUUGAUCUGUGACGCCUACGGUGGAUACCCAGAAGGUCAAAUUCGGUGGUUUGAUGAGAGCAACGCAGAGUGGACAAAGAGCUCCCACAUGACGGUGCACCGAACCCCAAAUGGUCUUGUCCACCUGUCUAGCGAGUUGAGCUUGCUGCGCGGAUCGAUUUUCUCCAGUUACACGUGCGUGGUGUUUAAUGCCAGUGGAGACAAAGAUGAUGAAACCGUAUUUGAAGUUGAUCCAAUACAAAAAGGUGUCGCUGGAGACAGAGAGACAGACACAGGUACGAACAUAGUGGCUCCUGUUGUUGUGAUCGGUUCUUUGAUCAUUGGACUGCUGAUGAUCAUGGUGUUGGUGCGUUGUCGCAAGCGAUAUCAACGUAACAGUCCCAAGGCUGUCCCUGUUUGUUACUCGGACAUUGAACGAGGUGACAAACAUGAGAUCGAUGAAGAGCUGCCAGCAACGCUGUAAUGUUUGCAGGGGAAAAACAUUCCACACUGUGUUUGUCACAUAUUUACACUACUAGCAGCUGAAAUCAACACUUUCUUGUUUGCCUAACUCCACUGCUGAGACACACAACAUGUCCUUUCAUUAACAAGGAAGUAUGUUAUGCCUAUGAUUGAUCCGAGAUGUGAGUCAUCUUCAUUUACUUACAGCAUAAUGUGUUGGUAAAUACCUGUAGUUAAAUGUAUAUAUGUAUAGCCAAGUCCAGCAGCUACAUGUGAAGAAUCUGAUCAAGGCUACUGGUCCAGGACCAGCUGUUAACCUGGUUCCCUGUCGUUCUGAAAAACUCCAUUUACUGCAGCGUAGUAAAUGUAGCAUUUGUUUUUUCAACAUGAAAGCAUAGAAUUGAAUGCUCAGUGGACCUUAGUGUGAAGAGCUCAAAUGCCUGGCUGACUCUCUGUGUGUGUGUGUGUGUGUGUCAGAAUGAAACUGAAGCAGUUUGUUUUGAUUGAACAUUUUUUUAUUUUUUGUUUCUCUUUUUGACUUGGUCUAGACGCCUGUAAUUUUCUAAAUGAACCCAGGCUGCAGCUUUCAUUUAAUUUAGUUUUUUGUUUUGUUUCAUAAGUGUACCAAAUAAAUGAACUCUACGAUGUAGAAUACAGAUUAUAUAAUGAAGAAACAAGUCACACACUGUUUCACUGGGAUUUUUUUCAGGAAUUGUGUGAGUUCAUCAUAUGUUGGGGUUUUAAAAUGAAGAAAUAAAACUGUCAUGGGGCCACAGCCUGAUAUUUAAGGCUACAUAAAUGGCAAAUUUCAUAUCCUUUUUGUGGUAGACAAAAUGUUCGGCAGACAGAUUUGCUUCUACUUUUUCAGUGUCUCACAUGAUCCACGCUUUCUUUCCCAUGUAAAGUAAUACAACCAGUAGUACAACUAGUAGUACAACUAGUAGUUCAACUACUAGUACAACCGGUAAUACAACAAAAAUUACGUUGUUUUUCCCCCACACCGAUGGCAGCACUGAUUAAAAGCUCACUGUUUUUUUAAAAUCUUUUUAUGGUCUGUAUUGUCAUUGUACCACGAGGAUACAACGAAACUGAGCCUCUGCUUUUAAACCAUUACCAAGGGGAGCCGUAUUUAUAUCCUGCUCCAACUGUGAUCUAACUGUACCUUGUUUCUGUCUUUAAUAAUAUAAUAUAAUAUAAUAUAAUAUAAAUAUUCUUGGCAUUGUAGACAGUGCUAAAAGGCGUUGUGUGAUGAAUCAGUCCUACAAUUUCGAGAUAAAAUGAAUCACAUACUGAGGGCUAAUGAUUCACCUUUGAGCAGAAACUCAAACAUGUUUUUAAAAAUCCUUUAAUUAAUAACCAUGAAGCCAGACCACAAGUCAUCCUAACUUUUUUUUAAAUUGUAUAUAUUUUUGUAUGGAUUUUAUGUACAUUUAUGAUUUUAUAUUACAGCCAGAAUUUUCAUGUUGUCCAAUGUUCAUUUUGUGAUGAUUAACAUCCACUGUCUAAACUGUGAUCUUGGUGUUUUGUUUUAAAUAAAAUAUUUUUAUACCAGAAAA